AUGAAGAGCUACAACCAAUUUAAUUUGAACGCCGUUGCCCCGCCCGCCAUUGCCUACGAGAACGCAGCCGCAGCAGCAGCCCUAAAUUCAAGCAAUUCGCCCCUCGAUCACAAUCAGCAGCAGCAGCGUCAGGACAUGCCGCACUUUGGACUGGGCAGCGGUCCUCAGCCGCCGCCGUCGCAGCAGCAGCAAGUGCACCAUCAGCAGCAGCAACAGCAACAACAAAUGCAACUGUCCAUGUUGCCGGGUCCGUACCGGCCGCACAUCGAGGAAAAAAAGCUGACGCGCGAUGCCAUGGAGAAGUACAUGAGGGAGCGUAACGAUAUGGUCAUCGUGAUACUCCAUGCCAAGGUGGCCCAGAAGUCCUAUGGCAAUGAGAAGCGCUUUUUCUGCCCGCCGCCCUGCAUCUAUCUGUUUGGCAGCGGCUGGCGACGGCGCUACGAGGAGAUGCUGCAGCAGGGCGAAGGCGAGCAGGGGGCUCAGCUGUGCGCCUUCAUUGGCAUUGGGAGCAGUGACCAGGACAUGCAGCAGCUGGAUCUCAACGGGAAGCAGUACUGUGCUGCAAAGACCUUGUUCAUUUCGGACUCGGACAAACGCAAACACUUUAUGCUGUCGGUGAAGAUGUUCUACGGGAAUGGCCACGACAUCGGCGUUUUCAACUCGAAACGGAUCAAGGUGAUAUCAAAGCCAUCCAAGAAAAAGCAGUCACUAAAGAACGCUGACCUGUGCAUAGCCAGCGGCACAAAUGUGGCCCUCUUCAAUCGCCUGCGCUCACAAACCGUCUCCACUCGGUAUUUACAUGUGGAGAAUGGACACUUUCAUGCCUCGUCCACCCAGUGGGGGGCAUUUACGAUACACCUGCUCGACGACAACGAGUCCGAGUCGGAGGAGUUUCAGGUGCGCGAUGGCUACAUCCAUUACGGUGCCACAGUCAAGCUGGUAUGCUCAGUCACAGGCAUGGCCCUGCCGCGCCUCAUCAUACGCAAGGUGGACAAGCAGAUGGCGCUGCUGGAGGCCGAUGAUCCUGUCUCCCAGCUGCACAAAUGUGCGUUCUACAUGAAAGACACGGAUCGCAUGUAUUUGUGCUUGUCGCAGGAGAAGAUUAUCCAAUUUCAGGCCACGCCGUGUCCCAAGGAGCCAAACAAGGAGAUGAUCAAUGAUGGUGCCUGUUGGACAAUUAUUUCCACGGACAAAGCCGAGUACCAGUUCUACGAGGGCAUGGGUCCUGUGGCUUCUCCAGUCACACCUGUGCCCAUUGUAAAUUCUCUUAAUCUUAAUGGUGGCGGCGAUGUGGCCAUGCUGGAGCUGAGCGGCGACAACUUUACGCCCCAUCUGCAGGUGUGGUUCGGUGAUGUGGAGGCCGAGACCAUGUAUCGCUGUACGGAGACGUUGCUCUGUGUGGUGCCGGAGAUAUCACUUUUUCGCGGCGAAUGGCUUUGGGUACGACAGCCCACACAGGUGCCCAUUUCGCUGGUGCGCAACGAUGGCAUUAUCUACGCCACGGGCCUGACAUUCACGUAUACCCCAGAGCCGGGGCCGCGGCCGCAUUGCAAUACCCAGGCUGAGGAUGUGAUGCGGACACGGCACAACAACAACAACAACAUCUCGAACAUCAGCAACAACAAUAACGCGGGCUCACCGGCAGGUGGCAGCUUGCAACAGCAGCAGCAACAACAGCCACAGCAGCAUCAAGCGCUGCCCUCCAUCUCAGAAGUGCAAUGGAAUAGUCAUGGUAGCGGCUUGUCCUGAGUGCAGGACAUUUGCAUCCUACAUUUAUGUCUGCUAAGUUUUUUAUAGUUUCCAUUAGAGACCUUAGUUUGUAGAUUAACGAUUUUUCUAAUUCUAAUUUCUCCCCUCUCAUGACGCGACGCGAACAAACAAACAGAA
Molecule: messenger RNA, 1887 nt
Organism: Drosophila subobscura
Lineage: Eukaryota; Metazoa; Arthropoda; Insecta; Diptera; Drosophilidae
Gene: Su(H)
Product: suppressor of hairless protein
Exons: 4
Coding region: 1-1749 (582 amino acids)
Biological process (GO): regulation of transcription by RNA polymerase II
Cellular component (GO): nucleus
Molecular function (GO): DNA-binding transcription activator activity, RNA polymerase II-specific; RNA polymerase II cis-regulatory region sequence-specific DNA binding
Source: RefSeq, a predicted model, not a curated record